AUGUCAACAGUAUAUUAUAAAAAACUAGAUAAAUUACAAUUCCAGAUUUACGAUUUGUUCAGCUCUUUGCUUCAAUUAUCCGAAACUGAAGAUGAAUCUGUCUACAAGGCCAGCUUUGAUGACACCGUGCAAGAAAUUGAUCUGUUAUUGAUUGCUUUCAAAGACCUCCUUAGACUUUUACGACCCAAAGAUAAAUCCAACAAAUUCGAUACAUACGAAUUGAAAUUUCAUUCUUUGAAGCACAAAUUGCGUGAGUUGCAAGUAUUUAUUAAUGAUCAACAACAAGACAAGUUGCAUGAAUAUAGGAUAAAGCAUUUCCAUCUACAAGAUCUGCCUGUGGAUACCAUCAAUAACGAAUUUGCUCGAGACCAAUUAUUUGCUGAUCGUUCCACCAAGAAGACUAAGAAAGAAACAGAAGCGUCUAUAAACCAACAAAUUGUCAGUCAAAAUAAACAAAUAACAAAAUCCUUGCAGGCUUCGAGACAAUUGUUAUCAGCAGGUAUAUUGCAGAGUGAAUUGAACAUUGACAACAUUGAUCAGCAAACCAAGGAUUUAUACAAGUUGAAUGAAGGAUUUAUCCAAUUCAACGAUUUGUUAAAUAGAUCUAAGAAAAUUGUCAAGUUUAUUGAAAAGCAAGAUAAAGCUGACCGUCAACGUAUAUAUUUGAGUAUGGGGUUCUUCAUACUUUGUUGUUCUUGGGUGGUUUAUAGAAGAAUUUUAAGGCGACCACUUAAAAUAUUCUUGUGGUCCUUUUUCAAGAUCUUUAAUAUUUUCAACUGGUUGCUUGGAGGUGGUAGAAGUAAAGGGUUAUCUGCAAGUGAUAUGAUAGUUUCAUCUGUGAUUGCUGCUACCACGGAAAUUGUCGACUAUGAGGCAACGAAAACAUUGUUGGAUACCUUGUCGCACGCUGUGGACUCUAAUACAGCGAUUGAUACACUUGCAAUGGUAGUGGAAUCCCUUACGAGAUCAUCAAUGGAACAUAUUGUAGAUGAACUAUAG
This is a messenger RNA of Candida albicans SC5314, 999 nucleotides long. RefSeq names its product Sec20p (gene SEC20). Gene Ontology annotation, biological process: retrograde vesicle-mediated transport, Golgi to endoplasmic reticulum. Gene Ontology annotation, cellular component: endoplasmic reticulum; SNARE complex. Bases 1 to 999 code for a protein of 332 amino acids. NCBI's taxonomy places the organism in Eukaryota, Fungi, Ascomycota, Pichiomycetes, Serinales, Debaryomycetaceae. Gene Ontology annotation, molecular function: SNAP receptor activity. The record is from RefSeq and is a predicted model, not a curated record. The transcript has a single exon.